This is a messenger RNA of Trichomycterus rosablanca, 686 nucleotides long. RefSeq names its product parvalbumin 5 (gene pvalb5). Gene Ontology annotation, molecular function: calcium ion binding. Lineage: Eukaryota; Metazoa; Chordata; Actinopteri; Siluriformes; Trichomycteridae. Bases 224 to 550 code for a protein of 108 amino acids. The transcript is spliced from 6 exons. Gene Ontology annotation, cellular component: cytoplasm. The record is from RefSeq and is a predicted model, not a curated record.
CCCGCGGUCACUAGCAGCAUCAACACACCGAGCCUGGCCAUCAUCUCGGCUCACACAGCUAGUCACCUCUAAACAACCAGCACUCACUUUUGUCAAAGUCCCUUUGGGGUUAAGAAAACUAGCUUCUCUGAUCCUGAGGUUCACAGAUCUGCAUUCAGGUGAAUACAGAGGAGGAAGACGGUUGUUUGGAGACAGGCGCAUCCAGCAUCAGGUUGAACCAAGCAUGGCAUUCGCAGGGAUCCUAAAAGACGAGGACAUCACAGCAGCUGUCCGGGCCUGCCAAGAUCCAGGAACCUUCUCACACAAGACGUUCCUCAGUCAAGUUGGACUGUCUGGAAAAUCUAAAGAAGACAGCCAAAAGGUGUUCAAAGUGCUGGACCAAGACAAGAGUGGAUUUAUUGAAGAAGAAGAGCUCAAACUGUUCCUGCAGAACUUCAUGGAAGAAGCCAGGGAGCUGACAGACUCAGAGACCAAAGCGUUUCUGUGUGCUGUGGACUGUGAUGGAGAUGGCAAAAUUGGGAUGGAAGAAUUCUGUGCGCUGCUAAACUAAAGCAGUGGUUUGAAUCCUCUGAACUGAGUACGACCUGCAUUUUCUCUUUUAUUUACUCUUAUGAGAAUCUGAUCUUUUCAUUUUGCAAGCAGACAUGUGAUUACAGGUAAUUAAAAUAUUGCCUCUUAGGGAACAA